GCCAGAGUUAAACUAAUGAAGCAAAACAUUGGACGGGGCGAAUUUUCUCAGUUCCCCAAUUUGUCACAGACAAGUUGCCAGGAAGACGACGUUUCAACUUACGUUCAACAUUUAAAUGCCCUCUAUUCAGAUUUUGAAUCUAGGUUUGAGGAUAUUUUGACUAUGGUAAUACCACCGUGGAUAAUUAAUCCAUAUGGUGACAUAGAAGAAACGAAUGAGAUUUAAGAUCCUUCUCACUAAAAAUAUUGACCUAUUGCU
Messenger RNA from Acanthoscelides obtectus, 258 nucleotides. Lineage: Eukaryota; Metazoa; Arthropoda; Insecta; Coleoptera; Chrysomelidae. The record is from the annotation of a GenBank genome assembly.